AUGAAGUUCUCCACUUUCGCGCUCGGCAUGUUUGCUGGUAUGGCAGCUUCUGCUGCUAUACCUGCUUCUGUCGUUGAUGGCAUGAACCUCUCUGACAAUGGUCUUGGUACGUUCUUACCUCUUGCGUUCGGUCUUAUCCCAAUUGAGUCUCUUUCCUCUUCUUUUCAACCUUCCAACCAAUCGUCUCAUCCUACUAACAUCUAUUUUUCUCCAACAUCAAUAGGCCUUGUCAACGCUGGUGAUCCUGUUUGCCACAAAAAUUCUGACUGCGGUCCCGGCAUUGGUUACUGUUACAAGGGCAUCUGUGUUGCCGACCCCCCCAAGGUUGAACGCGACGAUCCCAUCUGCCACAAGAACUCCGACUGCGGUCCUGGUGUGGGUUACUGCUACAAGGGAAUCUGUGUCGCCGACCCUCCCAAGCUCACUCGAGAUGAUGCUUCUAUCGUUACUUGCCAUACUAACAAAGAUUGCUUCAACGGUCUUUGCAUUGCUGGUAUUUGCCAUUGGGGCAUUGGAGAGAGUUCCGCCUCAAACACUGCGAACCAGAAUUCUGCCUCCCUUGUUCAGACUUCUGAACCUGCGGAUCCCGUUUGCCACAAGAACUCCGACUGUGGUCCUGGCGUUGGUUACUGCUAUCAUGGCAUUUGUCUUGCGGACCCUCCCAAGCUCACCUCUCGUGACGACCCCAUCUGCCACAAGAACUCCGACUGCGGUCCAGGUGUUGGUUACUGUUACCAUGGCAUCUGUGUCGCUGACCCUCCCAAGGAUGCUCGUGAAGUGUCGGCCGACCCUGUCUGCCACAAGAACUCCGACUGUGGUCCUGGCGUUGGCUACUGUUAUCAUGGCAUCUGUGUCGCUGACCCUCCCAUGCUUGCCCGUGAUGAACAGACUGAUCCCGUCUGCCACAAGAACUCCGACUGUGGUCCCGGUGUGGGUUACUGCUAUCAUGGCAUCUGUGUCGCUGGUCCUCCCGUUGUUCCUCGCGGCGAAGAAGCCGAUCCUGUGUGCCACAAGGACUCCGAUUGCGGUCCAGACAUCGUUCUCGAGCGGGCAAAGAAAGACAAAGAAGGACAAGGCGAAUGGAUGGAGUAUCUUCUCGACCAGGUCCAGAGCUUUGUGCAUCUCUUCGAAAGUAUUCCUGCUUGCUUAAGGUGUAUCCUGAUGAAACUCACAACUAAGAUGCUUCUCAAGCGUCAGUCGAAUAGUCAUGUACUUUAUGAAAGACACUGCGAUGAUGCGACCGAAAGACGACUUGAGGGUCUCGCGCCAACCCAGGAGAACUGGCAUCUGAGGGACAGCAACAACCUUCGCCCGGUGAUCAGGUAUCUUAAGGGAGAAACCACGCCAAACGGCAUUGAGCUGUUAGCCCGAACAAGCCACAGUGAAAUCAACGUCCACGACCAAUUAGCUAUUAGCUUAUUGAGGUAA
Messenger RNA from Aspergillus fumigatus Af293, 1428 nucleotides. Lineage: Eukaryota; Fungi; Ascomycota; Eurotiomycetes; Eurotiales; Aspergillaceae. The record is from RefSeq and is a predicted model, not a curated record.